Molecule: messenger RNA, 6201 nt
Organism: Homalodisca vitripennis (glassy-winged sharpshooter)
Lineage: Eukaryota; Metazoa; Arthropoda; Insecta; Hemiptera; Cicadellidae
Gene: mtd
Product: TLD domain-containing protein 2
Exons: 18
Coding region: 84-5057 (1657 amino acids)
Biological process (GO): response to oxidative stress
Cellular component (GO): nucleus
Source: RefSeq, a predicted model, not a curated record
GUGCAGACCCAGAUUCGGCUGUGGACCAAGUGUCACUGUCAGAGCAGCAAGGGGUGGUGGAUGUGGCAGGCAAGGAUGAGGGGAUGAGUGAUGGUGACAGUGAUAGUGAUGGUGCGGUUGAUCAUAGUUCUGAACCAGAAAAACAGGACAAGACUGAAGUGGAAAACCAUGAUAAUUUAGUAUUAUUGAAGGUAAGUCAGGAAUUAGACAGCAAUGAUGGUUCAUCAUCAGUUGUAACUCAUUUGACUUACGUGAAUCAGGAGUUAAAUCAAGCUAUUGAGAAUGUUACUGAACAUAGAGCAGAGUUUAAGGAAUUUGUUAGUGAUGAUCAUAUUUAUGAAGAAAUUGAUGUUGCUCAAACUGUACAGCUUGGAAAUUAUGAUGAUUCAUUGCCUUUAUAUGAGAACCUAGCAUCCUUUGAAGUACCUGACUGUUUUGGUAGUGAUGUCAAGGAGGAAAACUUUACUGUUCAUAGCGAAGAAAAACUAGAUUUUAAUAUUGAAAUAACAGAAACCUUUAAUAAUUUUAUAUAUUUUAAUAUUACAGAAGAAAAUGAAGCCUACUCAAAUGUGAAUCAAAGUGUUGAUCAUCUAAAUGUAAUGAAACACUUUACAGAGCAGUAUAAUAAAAAAGAGACUGAAAACAUAGAUAAACAAAAUAAUGAUGAUUUUGAAAUAAAAUUAAUCUCUGCAGCGUCUGAUACAAAUAACAACAAAUCUUCUGCAAAUUUGGAUGUAGAAUAUGAAGAAAAUGAAACGUUGAAAAACGUUAAUGUAUUCAAACAGCUUUCUUUGGAUCCUUUUAAAGUAAAGGAUGAACUAAAUGAUCUAGAUAAAGUAUUAGAUAAACACCAUGAGACCUGCAUGGCUCAACAAUUGACUGAAAGUGAAGCUAAUUUUGAUGAAAUUACAAAAAAUGAAAAAGGAAAUGAACUGAUCCUAAUAAAUUUUGGGAAUUAUGAAGAUGAAAUUAUAAAACAUAAAAUUGUGGUAUCUGAAGAGUCCAUCAUAAACAAAAGUGACAAUGAUAUGCUUGGUGCUUUUGUCAGUGAAAUAAUUGAUCACCCUAAAACUGAAAAACAAACUGAGGAAAUAGACGACACUAAAAAACGUUUGUCACUGAUUGAAAAUCCAUUUAGAAGAAAAAAUAGCCUUUACUUGAAAAAACAUGAAAAAGAAGGUAGAAGCAGAAGUGUCUCACCAGUUCCCAAAAGGUACAGAAAGGUUUCAAAUCAGGUUCCAAAGAAUCCAUUGUUGUUAAAAGAUGAAUCAGUUCAGGAUACAAAGGAUGAUACUAUUGAAUUGCCAGCAGUACAUUCAAAGCCUCUUGAUUACAUGAAAACAGAAGAUUUAACACUUUCAGUGAAGCAUGUAGAAGCUAUAAAUCCAACUGUCAAUACAGUUUACCAAACACCAAACCAGAAAGUUAGCUAUAUUGUAGAAGACGAUGAUGAUGAAAGUUCUGCUAACAUCGGUCUUCUAGCAGCAUUUAAAUCAGCAUUCAGUAGGAAAGGGAGGUCAGUAAGGACCACAAGUGGAGGCAGCACAAGUGAAGAUGACAUUCCAUCAGUUCAUAAACAUAAACCAGCAAAAGUAGAUAUAAAAGAUAAGAAAAUUAAGUAUGAGCCAAUAAUAACAAAGAAGAGAACAUUCAGUUCAUCAAGCACAGAUGAUGAAUUUGGUCAUAAUACCAAAGUUGAUCCAGGAUCAAGUGUUGAUGAAAUCUUAGAAAAUGAAGAUGUUUUCACAAACUCAGCUGUUCUCGCAGCAUAUGCUGCACAGAGACGUCGCUCCUCAACCAGUAGCUUGAAGAAUUUUUUUACUCGUGGAAGGAAACGAAGUACAAGUAGUGGAAGUGAUAGCACAUUCUUCGAAAGCGCUUCUAGAGAGCGCAUGAAUUCUCAAAGCAGUGUCAUUCUUAAAUUGACGGAGAAGGAUGUGUUUAACCAUGACAUUAUUGAAGGAUUUAUUAGACCUAUUAAACUUCCUCCACUGAAGCAAAGAACACUAAGUACCGGGGAUGAAGAUAUCUCGCCUUCUGCUUCCAAUUCUGUAGUUACCAAACAUCAGAGAUCAAGAUCUCAUGGACAGUUGGGGACUAUCACUCCAAUUGUAGCAAGAAAAAUUAGUACAGCAAACGAGCCUUGGAUAGGAGCUUGGGAUAACACCAUACUAAAAAUUGUUGAGCCAACGGACACGCUGGCAUCGGUGGCCGCUCACUUUGACAUCACACCGUCAGAGUUGGCCAUCCUGAACCGGCUGCCAUCCCGCACUGUGUUCCCAGGUCAGGUGAUCCGUGUGCCGGACAAGCGACGACGUGAUGGCACGGACUCAGAGGAUAAAGAGAACAAGCAGGACAAUCCAGAGGGCACUGGGGACACUGCCAAUGAUGACAAGAAUGAAGUUUGUGAUGAUGAAAUGGACAUGCUAGAAAAGCUGAGGCUAACAUCCCCCAAGCCUGGACAUGCGGAGAGAGUACGCACCCCUCUGUCCCCCACCCCUGAUCCGUCACACCAACGGUUCCUCAAAAUCAACGUGCGGCACAUCACCGACGGACAGGGGGUUGUGAGUGGGGUGUUGCUUGUGACAUCCAACGCAGUCAUGUUUGACCCCAACGUCUCUGACCCUCUGGUGAUAGAACACGGACCAGAGUCAUACGGGGUCAUUGCUCCCAUGGAGUAUGUGGUCAAUGUUGCCAUCUACCACGAUAUCGCCCACAUGCGAGUCGGUUCACAUGACCAGUUCAGACCGGACUGGCCUAAACCAGAAGUGUACUAUCUAAAGGAGCCAUUCCCUGGAGGAGAGGAGACAGAGGGAGAAGGUAGUAGUGGGACACUGCUGACUACUAAUCAGGGCGACUCUAUGGACAGUGGAGAUCCUCACCACUCUCCCUCUGCCAGGGAAGACUCCCUACUAGCGAAGGAUGAGACAUUUCCAGAGCUUAGAUCAUCAACCGAGGAUGAGGAAGAAGAAGAGAAUGGUAGCCUAUGUUCAUGUAGUGUGCCGAGAGAAGGAGAUGCUUUCCCCAAGGCAUUUGACCGCGAACUAGUCACACCAACAAACCUCACAACACACAGUGAAAAACAGGAGACUGAGAGUGAGGCUCCAGCACCCAAACUGGAGGGAGCAGCCUUGAUCAGGUCCCUGGAGGAGAGGAGGAAGUCCUCGCUGGACCAUCACUGGGCAGUUCCUAGCAAAGUUCGGUCCCUAGAGGAGCAGAGUGCUAGUGUCUCUGAUACUCAGGUUAUGGACAACAACCGGCGGAACAGUGAAGGACUGCUGGUAAAGCUUUCCUGUCACGACUCAGGUAUUGACAUCCGAGAUGAGCCGCCUGUGGUACCGCAGCUCCCACGCAAGUCUGUGUACUCAGAUGCAGACGUGCUGCUGGGAGAUGACUUCGUGCCACCAGUACCCAUCCAGCCACUGGAUGUAGAUCGCCGCAAGAAAACCUCCUCAGUCAGCUUCAGCCUGGAUGAUACCAAGGAAGGCGAGGAGGAGCCGGUGCCGCUACGGGAAAAGGAUGACUCAGAGAAAGAGACUAAGAAAAAUAAGAUGCUAAAGCGACUAUCGUAUCCCCUCUCCUGGAUGGAGGGGUUGUCUGGGGACAAAGACGAGAAGGAGAGUUCACUGCCCUCAUCUGCUGAGUCUCCCCACCCUUCCUCCCACUCUUCUAGCGUCUUCUCCAAAGUGUUCUCCAGCUCACCCAUUAAUAUGGUGACGGAUUUUAGUUCUGGACUUUUUAUGAAGACCCCCAGUGAGGAUGGGGGGCGUUUCCCCUUUCCCCCCACCCCAGAACCUCCCCCCACUCCUGCCUCCGCAGACUCUACCAAACCACAAGGUCUUGCGAGCUUCUCGCCCUCCAAUAUCAUAACUAGCGUAGGACGAUCAUCAGUGGGUACCUUUAUCCGUCAGCAACACCAUUCCUCUCCCUCCAACUCUUCCAAAGACAAAAAUGCUGCUCCUAAGCUGGACUACCGAAGCAUGGUGUCUGUGGAAGACAUGCCAGAACUAUUUGUCUCAUUCGAUAAACUGAUACCGCGCCCAGCGCAGUCGUGUGACGACCCUCCCCUCUACCUCCGACUGAGAAUGGGCAAGCCCAAAGACAAGAAAAUACCAAAGUCCACCCCUAUCAUGUCCUACGGCAAGAAGAAAAUGAGACCAGAGUACUGGUUUAGUGUGCCACGAGAAAGAGUGGAUGACCUGUACCGCUUCCUGAUGGUAUGGGUGCCACAUCUGUAUGGAGACCUGAACGAGUCUACAGUCGCAGACCGAGGCUAUGAGUUGGUAGACUCGGAUACUGAACUGUGGGAGACCGAGGAAGGAGGCAAACAUGAUGGCCGCCGCGGCAGCGAUGAUGAAUUAGGGGAACUUACUCGAGAAUCUUGGGAGGUUCUCAAGGCUCCAUACUGUAAGCUCUACACUAUUCUCAAGACUCAGGCGCAGAUGGGUUCCACCGAGUCGGGUGAUGAGGUGCUGUCUAUGAGUGAGGAGCUACGACGGGCCCUCUAUGCAAGCAGUGCUGCCUCUUUAGACCUCGAACUCUGUGUUCCUGACCUCAACGGAGUCACUGAGAUUCUCUCUGAGGAUCACCGCAAGCAGCUAUGCAGACAUCUACCUGCCAGAGCUGAAGGAUAUGUUUGGACACUGGUGUUCAGCACCUCGCAGCAUGGCUUCUCCCUCAACUCUAUGUACCGCAAGAUGACAAGGAUAGAGAGUCCCAUCCUCAUGGUCAUUCAAGACACCGAAAACAAUGUGUUUGGUGCUCUAACAUCAUGUGCUCUCAAGAUGUCGGACCACUUCUAUGGCACCGGGGAGUCAUUGUUGUUCAGGUUCACACCAGAGAUCCAGGUGUACAACUGGACAGGCGACAACAUGUAUUUCAUCAAGGGCAACAACGAGUCCCUAUCGAUAGGAGCUGGAGAUGGCAAGUUUGGCCUGUGGCUGGAUGGAGACCUAUAUCAGGGCCGGACCGAGCCUUGCAACACCUACGGCAACGAUCCGUUAACGCCCUCAGUAGACUUUGUGGUGAAAACACUAGAAUGUUGGGCGUUCAUCUAACGUGUUGUGUACAGUUACCUAUUGUUACCGUUGCUUCAUGAUCUGCGUACAUUUACAUUUGUUGUAUUAUUUAUUAUUAUAGACAAUUUAGUUAUUGAUGAUGAUGAUGAUGAAUGAUUACGUAGGUUAGGUCCUAGCUGAAUAGCCAUCAGUCAAUUCAUAUAAUAUAGGAUAUAAAUAUAUAGUUAGAGUUUACUGUUAUCUUAAUAUAGGAUGUAUAUUUUUGUCAGAUAGUUGUAGGCCGGCCAAAUCGUGUGUUGUAUUGACAUAUUGAGAUUGUGUGCUAGCACAUUUGGAGAGAAUUCUUUAAAAAUUUAAGUUUAUUUCACCGAACAACAUUGAGUUAACACCAAGUUUUGGGUUAAGUAAUCCGCCACAUUUAUUUUGACACAAAUCGUACAAGUAAAUUAGCAUUCAAUGUGAAAUGUUUCUUCGUAUUGUUAGUUUGACAUUUAUUUCUAUGUGAUUAAAAUCAACCAGAUGUUAAAUAAAAAAGUUGGUUGUCUGGUAUAGUUUGAUUUUGUUGUACGAUAUCUGUAAUAGUAAGACUUUGCUCACAAUUAAUUUCUACUCCUCCGUUUUGAUUUUUAACUUUUCAGAUUGUUAUUUGUCUUGUGUCUGCAUAUGAAAGUACAUUAGGUUCCAGCCAGACACAUAGUGAGUUUACUAUGGCCUUAUGUCUGGAUGUCGUGUUUAGACAGGCGAUGUGACUGGUUGGAACCCCAGAGAACUGAUUAGUGUAAAGACGUUACCGGUUGGCCGCAUGUACAUAGUUGCGUUGCUCUUACUAGUCAUUGCGUUAUGGUGAAGAUAUUUUUUUAAGGGUUUGAAAUGUGACUCGAGAUCUGUAUUAUUUAUAGUGGGUUAUAUUAACGGUAUAUGCCAAAAUAGAUUGUACAUGCCAUCUGUUAGAGUUUAGUUGUAUGAGUGUCGUACCCACCAGUUUCUCGUGUGUUACAUUUUCGUAGGGGGGAUAUUUUAGUGUUGAAAUUUGUAAUUUAUUUUAAAACUUUGCGAAACCUAGUUUGCGCUUUUAUUGGGACCCUGUUGAUAUCCAGGCUUGUCCACUAAUUGUUUGCAAUACUCUUCUCAUUAACUGUUCUUAUGUAAUACUAUUUUGUAUUAAAACCAUUUAAAAAAAUGA